AUGAGAGUUCGUGGCAAUUCUCUCCCAUGGAUUACCUCGAAAGUAAAGGAGUUAAUGCGAGAGAGAGAUUUUCACAAAAAGAAGGCCGUAAAAAAUAAUUCGAACAUGCACUGGAUCAAGUUUAGAGCAAUUAGGAAUAAAGUCAAUUCUGAAUUAAAGAAGGCUAAAAAGAACUACUUUUGCAAUAAAAUCAAAGAUUGUGUCAGGGUAAAGGGCCCUAAGCAAAGUUGGAAAUUAAUAAACAAUCUUUUAGGCAAAAAUAAUAAAUCAAAUAAUAUUUCUCAACUUAAAGUUGAAGACGUUAUUAUUUCUGACGACAUAAAGAUAGCCGAGUCCUUUAAUGAUUUUUUUGUGAAUAUCGGACCUAAACUAGCUAACGAAAUCGAGAUCAAUUCCACUGAUUUCACUUCAUUACAAAGUGUUCCUUCUAGGCCAGAUAUUCAGUUUAAGUUCUCUGAAAUAAGUACACACGAAGUGUGUCUUCAAUUACGCAAUCUUAAAACAUCAAAAUCAACAGGUAUUGAUACAAUUCCAGCGAGAGCACUUAAAAUUGCUGCUGAAAUAAUUAGUCCGUCACUAACGUGGAUAUUUAAUUUAUCAAUUAAAACUGGAAUUUAUGUGGAAGAAUGGAGAAAGGCUUGGGUUUUACCGAUAUAUAAAUCUGAAGACAGACAAAAAUGCGAAAAUUAUCGUCCAAUUUCCAUUCUACCAAUUAUAAGUAAAAUCUUUGAACGUUUACUCUUCAACCAAUUAUACAAAUAUCUAAAUGAAAACUCCCUGCUUUCUAAGUAUCAAUCCGGCUUCCGUCCAAAGAACUCAACUUUGUCUGCACUUAUUCAAAUGUGCGAUGCAUGGUACACUAACAUGGAUAAUGGAGACUUGAACGGUGUUGUUUUUCUUGAUAUUCGGAAAGCGUUUGACUCAAUUAACCAUAAUAUUUUAUUGCGUAAAAUGAAAGAACAAUUUGGAGUUUUAAAUAUCGAAUUAAAAUGGUUUGAAUCCUACAUUUCUAAUAGGGAACAAGUGUGUUUUGUCAAUGGCAUGAUGUCAACACCUAGAAAUCUCGUUUGUGGAGUCCCUCAAGGGUCUAUUUUAGGCCCACUUCUAUUCCUGCUUUAUAUUAAUGAUCUCCCAAAUAAUCUCAAGAAUACAAUCCCGUGCUUAUAUGCUGAUGAUACACAGAUUUUUUCAUCUGCUAAUGACUAUCAGCACCUCGUUUUCAAUUUGAACAGUGACUUGAAUAACAUAAGUCAAUGGCUCAAACAAAACAAAUUGCAACACCAUUCAUCCAAAACUAAAUUAAUGUACGUAGGAUCUAAAUAUAAUCUCCAUAAGAUAAAUAAUGACAUUCCUGUAAUGUUAAAUGGUCAACCAAUUCCUAGGGUAACCUCAAUACCUUGUUUGGGCGCCACCCUUGAUGAAACGUUGAGUUGGGAUGAGCAUAUUGACGUAAUUUGCAGAAAGGUUGCAGCAGGUAUUGGAACGUUAAGGCGCAUCAAGCCAUUCGUUCCUGCAAACAUGCUGCAAUCAAUCUAUAGCGCUUUGAUACAACCCUACUUCGAUUAUUGUUCUCCCCUUUGGGACACUUGUAACAAAACAUUAAAAGACAAAUUGCAGAAGUUUCAAAAUCGAGCAGCUAGGAUAAUGCCAAUGUUGUACCCAUCCACAGAAAGGGGGAUAAAGAUCAUGUAG
This is a messenger RNA of Paramuricea clavata, 1692 nucleotides long. NCBI's taxonomy places the organism in Eukaryota, Metazoa, Cnidaria, Anthozoa, Malacalcyonacea, Plexauridae. The record is from the annotation of a GenBank genome assembly.